This is a messenger RNA of Sinocyclocheilus rhinocerous, 1158 nucleotides long. Its product is annotated as immunoglobulin superfamily member 2-like. The transcript is spliced from 5 exons. The record is from RefSeq and is a predicted model, not a curated record. NCBI's taxonomy places the organism in Eukaryota, Metazoa, Chordata, Actinopteri, Cypriniformes, Cyprinidae. Bases 1 to 1158 code for a protein of 385 amino acids. Gene Ontology annotation, cellular component: membrane.
AUGAGUGCCACUGACAUUGGCGAUGACAUUGACAGUGAUUGUGAGGUGAUUGCAGACACCCUGGAGGCAUCAUACUCUGGCUCUCCCUCUCAGAGCUUGUCUGAAGGUGAUCCUCUUCAGCUUGAGUGCCAGGUCUCCAGCCAGACUUUUCAACAUACUCAUCUGUCGGUCACCUGGUUUCUUCAUGGUGAAGAGGAUGAAAUCCCCCGGCCAAUCAUUACUCUGGACAAAGAUCUGACUGUAAAGCCAGGAGCUGGAUUUGAGGAUGGCUAUCGUGCUGGUCUUAUCAGCAUGGAUAAGGUGGAGGACACAACCUACAGACUGAAGAUGCCUCAAGUGCAGCAGUCAGACCAGGGGAAGUUCUUCUGCAAAGCCAUUGAGUGGAUCCAAGACCCAGACCGUUCCUGGACACAGAUUGCCCACAAAACCACCACAGCAUGCAAUGUGGAGAUCAAACGAAUCGUGGCCCCUGAUGCAGGCUCGUUCAGUGUUCAUCUGAAGGCUUCAAAGGGGCCACUACAGGAGGGAGACGAACUGGACAUCCGCUGCAGUGUGAAUGCACAGAACCUUCCUGGUCAUUUCUUCUCGGUGACUUGGCUGAAGAACCAGCAGAAAGUGGCCCAUAUUGGAUCUUCUGGGGUGCUCACUAUGUUUGACAGUUACAAAGAGCGAGAGAAUGCAGCAGAGAUGAGAGCAGUGAAAACCAGUCACACGGACUACCUGCUGACCAUCUGUUCGGCUCGGGCUGAGGACCAGGGCCAAUACCAGUGUGAAGUAUGGCAGGAAAACAUGAAUGAAGAUGGCACCUUCAAAAAAAUACAAAAACAAAUGUCCAGUCCAGAGACUGUGAGCAUCACGGCUAAAGAACAGCAGAAGGGCGUCCUGAAAUGGAUCUGUGAGGACCUCAAUGAGAGAUUCAACACAGGCAUGCCCAGAGGCUUCAACUACCACAAACACAAUGUCAGAGUGCAGCUGAUGAGAAACUCCAUCAGUCAGGUCCAAACACCCACCAAUUUGCUGUCCUCUCAGAAACCAGGAAGCAACAAAGCUCUCAAGAUCAAUGAGCAUGGCAGCAACAGGAAGAGGAGGGGCCAUAGCUGCCCAAUGACAGCCAGGCCUCAGGGAGCAGCAACUGACGCAAACCAGGAAGCCACCUGA